Homalodisca vitripennis (glassy-winged sharpshooter) is the source of this 824-nucleotide messenger RNA. RefSeq lists its product as uncharacterized. The coding region runs from base 129 to 737 and encodes 202 amino acids. The transcript is spliced from 4 exons. Lineage: Eukaryota; Metazoa; Arthropoda; Insecta; Hemiptera; Cicadellidae. The record is from RefSeq and is a predicted model, not a curated record.
GUACGUACAGCAGACUGCUAAAGACAGCGCCACUGAUGCAGUGAAGGAUGGAGAGAGAAGAUAGGUACUGGCUUGUACUCUCUUCGUACUAGUGUUUACAUACGCGAUUGUGUGACCUGGAACUUGUGAUGUUUACCAAAAAUUUAGUCAUACUCCUGUCGUUUCUGUACGUAACGACCGGAACCGAUGGUCUGUUAUGUCCGUUGAGAGAUGACUUAACUUACUUAUGCAAGAUCGGAGAAGUUUGCUGCGGACAACACAGCCCUCGAUGCUGUUCAACAUUGACAAAAAUAGCUAGAACCAAAGUAUUAACUAUCAAAGGUCUUCCUAUUUCAUUCCUGAAAGAGCCUUAUUACUUCGGAGGCAUGAACUCGAGUUAUAACAAACUUUCACCUAUCCUGCCGAAGAUUGAUACUAAGCCUUUUACCUUAAAAGGCAUAGACUCCGAUAAUUUUGUACCAAGGGAACCUGAAAACUUCCGUAUGAAUGGCAUGGUUGCAGCGAAAUUAGUGAAAUUCUUUCUGGUAGCAGUUGCUGCAAUGUUUAGCAUUGCGAUCAGAUUGUGCGGUUGUUCCUCCUGCUCUAACGGUUCUGACAAAAAUACUCAGCAAGAACCUAUUAUGGUGGCAGAAGGAAAUGAACGGCGAGAACCUUUACUGGCGAACACAUUAGCAGCCAUCCCUCUGCCUUAUAGUCCUUUGAAUCCACCUUUGAAUCGGCCAAUCUACAAUGUAUAGCCUACAUGUUUUGUAUGUCACUUAUGUAUUUUAUUUUGUUACUCGUAUUAAAACCAUCUCUUAUAUAUUAAAGAGGUUUUUGUCUUU